Lodderomyces elongisporus is the source of this 2697-nucleotide messenger RNA. RefSeq lists its product as uncharacterized. The record is from RefSeq and is a predicted model, not a curated record. The coding region runs from base 1 to 2697 and encodes 898 amino acids. Gene Ontology annotation, biological process: regulatory ncRNA-mediated gene silencing; mRNA catabolic process. Gene Ontology annotation, cellular component: nucleus; RISC complex; cytosol. Gene Ontology annotation, molecular function: nuclease activity; RNA binding. The transcript has a single exon. NCBI's taxonomy places the organism in Eukaryota, Fungi, Ascomycota, Pichiomycetes, Serinales, Debaryomycetaceae.
AUGUCAGUGUUUGUUGCUAGAGUCAAGAACGUAUUGAGUGGAGAUACAGUUAUUGUCAUCCCAUCCAAGUCAACUCAAAACCCACCACCUGAAAGAACAAUCACCUUGUCCUAUGUCAAACCAAUUGACGAAUUCGAGUCCAAAGAGUAUUUACGUCAAUUGCUUUUGGGUAAAGAGAUCAAGUUUAGAGUAUUCAACAAGGUUGGCACUAGAGAGUUUGGUGAUAUACAGGCACCAAUUUUCAACUCACUCAUCGAAUACUUGUUGACCAAUGGAUACGUCAAAGUCAAGGAAACGUUACCAGAUGACGAUGAAGAAGUACAACGCUUGAAGCAGAUUGAAAAUGCUACAAAGUUGAAAAAAACGGGUCUUUGGGAUUCCAAAAAACACUCCAGAAUCACCACAGUGCCAAUUGACGAGAACAUUAUCCUUGCAUCACAAAAGAAGCCUUUAAAAUUAAUUGUUGAUAGAGUAAUUAGUGGUGACCGUGUUGUUGCAACCAUCUUUGUAAAUACUGUUAAAAUUGUACAAACUACUCCUGUUUUGUUGGCUGGUGUCAAAUCUCCAAGAACUGAUGUUGCAGACCAACCACAGAAUAUCACACAAGCUGCAAAGGAGGCAAAAUACUUUGUUGAGCAACAAUUGUUAACCAGAGAUUCAUUAGAAGUUACCCUCAUUGGCGAGAGUCAAGCGGGUGUACCAAUUGCAUUGAUAAACAACGACAUUUCUGAAAAAAUCUUGGAAAAGGGUUAUGGUGAAGUUGUAGAUUGGCAAUCAAGCUUGAUUGGUUCAACCAUUAUGAGCAAGUUGAGAAAAGCUGAACAAACGGCAAAGGCAUUGGGUAAAGGAAUCUUUGCCAAUACUUCCAAACCAGCACACUCUAAAGUUAAAACCGAUUCUAAAUUGACGCCGGGAAAGAAAACAAAUGUCACAAUCUCAAAAAUCAUUAGCGCUGAUACAUUGAAUGUUAGAUUGCCAGAUAAUGAUGAAGAAGUUACUGUACAAUUAGCUUCAUUAAAGGCACCAAAACCAAACGACACAACAAUCACUAAUGAUUCAAACAAACAGCAAGCAUUGAUUGCAACCGCUCGUGAAUUUGUCCGUAAUCAAGCAAUUGGGAAGUCGGCUUCAUUAUAUGUCGAUGGGUUUAGAGAAGAAAAUAAAGACUUGAACCUUCCUUCAAGAUUCUUGGUCUCAUUGAAAAUUGGCAAUACAGAUCUUUCAGAAACUAUCGUCAGUGCCGGUUUUGCAACCGUUAUUAAACACAAUAAGGCAACUGCAAACGAGCGCUCAAUGAAUUGGGAUAAAUUGAUUGAAUUGGAAGAAGUUGCAAAAAAGGGCAAAAAAGGUAUGUAUGGAGACUUGGCCAAGGUCCUUACUGUGGGUACAAGAAUCAUCGAUGCCUCUGAAAAUGCUACCAAGGCAAAGACAUUCUUCAACGGUUUCAAACAAAAGGGAAGAAUAAGUGGAUACCAUGUCGAUUUUAUCCCUAAUGCCACAAGAGUUAAACUUUUCCAUCCAAAAGAUGGUAUGAGAUUGAACUUGAUUCUUGGCGGAUUAUCCAAUGACAAAGCAAAUUCUUUACCGGAAGCUACUGAGUAUUUGAACAAGAAAUAUCUUCAAAGAAAUGUUGAGUUUGAAAUUUAUUCCACUGAUAAACUUGGCUCCUUUAUUGGUAACCUUUACACCAACUCGCAUGCUUUGGCCCCAGUUCAGGAACAACUCUUGCAACAAGGUUUGGUUAAAAUACACGAUUUUGCAAUCAAUACAAACCCACAAGCAUCUGUAUUGAUUAAAGCUGAAGAUGAGGCCAAGGAAGCUAAAAAAGGGUUAUGGCAAAAUUAUGACCCAAUAGAAGAAGAAUCCAAACAACAAGGAGAAGGAGCCAAAGUUGCAGGAAAAUUGCAAUCUCUCAAUCUUACCAAUGCUUCCUCAGCUAAGCCUAAAUUCUUUGACAUCAAAGUUGUUGGAAUUGAUCCCGAGACAGUAAAACUUUAUUAUCACUUGAUUGAUCCUCACACCAAGCAACAAUUCCAAACUUUUAAGCAGCAGUUUCAAACUUUCCAUGCGCAAUCUCCAUCAGCCUCGAAACUCAGCUCUGAUUCAUUACCAGUGACAUACACCUCACCACCAAGGAAAAAUGAACUUGUUGCUGCCAAAUUUUCAGACGAUGGCAAAUUCUAUCGUGCCAAGUACUCGGGAUUUGACAAGACUAUAGGAAAACAUAGAGUGGAUCACAUUGAUUAUGGCCAAGAAGACACGGUCUCCAAUAUCAAAGACCUUCGUUAUUUGUCAUCGCAAUUCAAUCUUGCAGCAUACCCUGUUUUUGCUCAUCUGACUACGUUGCAGAACUUAAGGUUCCCACCAGAUUAUCUUGAAGAAGCAGUGGAUGCAGUUGAUGACUUGACUUUUGACAAAAAGCUCGUGCUCAGUGCUAUUGCUAGCCCAGCAGAUGGAGUAGAAUACACUGGUGUUCUUUAUGAUGCAGAGGAAAGUUUGAAAGAUGAAUCGUACACCAUUAAUGGUGAAUUGGUCAAGGAUGGCUUAGCCGUUGUGGAUGAAAGGAGCAUUCCACCAACGGUUAAGGAAUAUGUAGAGGACUUGCUCAAGGUGCAAAAGAAAGCCAGACUGGGACAUGUAGGAUGUUGGAAAUUUGGUGAUGUUGCAUUUGGCGAGGAUGAAAGUUUACUAGCAUAG